AUGGGAUCGAGUGAUUCGGCUGAAAUAACAAAUUUGGUUGGAGCAUAUCUUUUAUAUUGCCUAAAUAAGGAAAUUCCUGAACUCCAAGGAGGCCUUUAUAGGGAUGAUGCGUUAUUUAUCAUACCCACCAACAACAAAUCAACCAUAGAGAGAAUGAGAAAGAAUAUUGGGAAAUUCUUUAAAAGCUUUAACCUUAGCAUAACUUUUGAAUAUGGCACUAAAAUCGUCAACUUUCUUGAUACCACUCUUAAUAUUAGCUCUAAAUUGCACUAUCCCUAUAGAAAAGAAAAUGAAGUUACUAAAUAUGUAAAUAGAUCAUCGAAUCACCCACCAAAUAUUUUUAAAUCUAUUGUAAAAACCAUUUCCGACAGAUUAACUAAACUGUCCUUAAACCAUGACAUCUUUAAAUCAAAUUCCCAUUACUAUAAUGAAGCUUUAUCAAGAGCGGGCUAUGACCAAAAAAUUUCUUUCCUUAUUCCUAAAUCUAUUAAAUGUGAUAGUAACAAUAAUGAUAAUAACACUAAUAAUGAUAAUCUAAUUAUCCUAAAUAAUGUUACCAAUCAUAAAAAUUUAAUUAACGUAAAUAAUGAUAAGAAAAGACCUACUAAUAAUAACUUAUCCUGCUCAAACAAGAGGAAUAAAAAUGUAAUACAACCUGAUAAAUGCCUACACAACCAUAUUAACACCAAUAAAAUACCUAGCUUAAGAAAUUAUAAUAAGGACCAUAAAAAUUAA
This is a messenger RNA of Octopus bimaculoides (California two-spot octopus), 735 nucleotides long. RefSeq lists its product as uncharacterized. NCBI's taxonomy places the organism in Eukaryota, Metazoa, Mollusca, Cephalopoda, Octopoda, Octopodidae. The record is from RefSeq and is a predicted model, not a curated record.